Molecule: messenger RNA, 2394 nt
Organism: Scomber japonicus (chub mackerel)
Lineage: Eukaryota; Metazoa; Chordata; Actinopteri; Scombriformes; Scombridae
Gene: tmprss9
Product: transmembrane serine protease 9
Exons: 15
Coding region: 1-2394 (797 amino acids)
Biological process (GO): proteolysis
Molecular function (GO): protein binding; serine-type endopeptidase activity
Source: RefSeq, a predicted model, not a curated record
AUGGAGCUAAAGAAGGAUGGAGGAGGGCCAUGGUCCUCUCCAGGACCCUCUUCUGCUCCCGCCAGCCCCGCCUGCCACAGAGGCGCAGUCAUUGCCUUCCUGCUCUUCUUCCUCACUAUAGGAGUCCUUGUAGGUCUGCUUAUUGCAUACAUGGUGCAGGAGCAGCAUUAUUUCCUGGAGACAGUAGAGCUGAAGGGUCUGAAGUAUGACCCUAUUCUGCAGGAUGAGAACUCUGGGUUCUCCAUAGUACUAUCCUCAGUUUUAAAAUCAAAGAUUAAAAAUGUCUUUGCUGCCUCCUCAAUAUCACAUCACUAUAUUGGUUGCAAUAUUGUUGCCUAUGGUAACAUUAAUAGUGAUGUGAUGGCAACAUUCAGACUGGUCUUCAGGGUCUCCAAGGUCCAGCAGUAUUCAGAUAACUUUGUUCAGGACUUGCUGAGAGCAGGGCUCAACUCAGUCAUGCACGGGAAACCACUAGAAGUGCCUGAGUUUGGACAGAUCAAUGCUAUCAUUUUACUGGGAGCCAGCGGGAAGUCGUUUUAUACAAUUGGAGAUGAGUUUACAGCCAGGUGUCCUAACAACACUUUCUCUUGUGACAAUGGAGAAUGUGUCACCAAAUUAAAUCCAGAGUGUGACUUCAUACCGGACUGUGCAGAUGGAUCCGAUGAAGCUCGUUGUGCCUGUGGUACACGUCCUGCCAUGGGGAAUCGGGUUGUGGGUGGUGAAGAUGCUCGGCAAGGCGAGCUGCCAUGGCAGGUCAGUCUGAAGCUCCAUGGACGCCAUACUUGUGGAGCCUCCAUCAUCAGUGAACGGUGGCUGGUCAGUGCGGCACACUGCUUUGAGAGGGACAACGACCCCAGAGAGUGGACAGCACUUGUAGGGGCCAAACUGGUGAGCGGCGAGGAGUCUGCGUCCAAAACGAUUAACAUCAAGUCACUGAUUGUGUCUCCAGACUACAACCCCAUGACCGUCGACAAUGAUGUGACUGUGCUGGAGCUGGAGACCCCUCUCACCUUCAGCCCUUAUAUCCAGCCUGUCUGCCUGCCCUCCCCAUCUCAUGUCUUUGCCCCCGGCCACAGCUGUCUGGUGUCAGGGUGGGGUUCAUUAAACCAGUUCAAUCCGGCUGUGCCUCCCACACUGCAAAAGGCGGUGGUGAAAAUCAUCGACUCCAAGGUGUGUAAUAAAUCGUCUGUGUACAGAGGUGCAGUUUCUCACCACAUGAUGUGUGCUGGAUUCCUCCAGGGCAAGGUGGACUCUUGUCAGGGUGAUUCUGGAGGGCCUCUGGUGUGUGAGGGGGCCCCGGGGAGGUUCUUCCUGGCUGGGGUGGUGAGCUGGGGUGUUGGCUGCGCCCAGAUCAAUAGGCCUGGGGUUUAUUCUCGGAUCACCAGGCUCCGCAACUGGAUUCUAAGCCACACAGAUCCCAGCUUGGUCCCUGAUUACUCCAAGUAUGUUACCACUGUGCCUGUUACUGUUCCAGGAGGGACCCCUAAUAACCUGCCAGUACCCAGGACAACGGCCAUGGACUUGUCAUCUGCACCAACACUUCCUGUCUUGAACUGCAGUGGAAACUUCCAGUGUAGUGCCACUUCAUGCAUCAGCAAAGUCAAUCCAGAGUGUGAUGGAGUCCCUGACUGCCCCAACCAGGCUGACGAAAGAAACUGUGACUGUGGUUUGCGUCCUGCAUUGGGCUCCCAGAGGAUUGUGGGUGGAAUAACAGCUCGUAGGGGGGAAUGGCCUUGGAUUGGCAGUCUUCAGUAUCAGAGACAUCACCGCUGUGGCGCCACACUCAUUCACAGUAAAUGGUUGCUGGGUGCAGCACACUGCUUCAAAAGUGACUCCAACCCCACUAACUGGGCUGUGAGUCUGGGAUCUGUGCUGCGCUCAGGGGUAGGAGCACUGGUCAUCCCAAUCCAGAGGGUCAUCAUUCACCCGGCUUUCAAUGGCACCAGCAUGGACCACGAUGUGGCUCUGUUGGAGUUGUCAGUCCCAGCACCCAUGUCCUACACCAUCCAGUCUGUUUGUCUCCCCUCACCAGUGCACCAUUUCCUGAAGAAUGCAGAGUGCUACAUCACUGGCUGGGGAUCGAUGAGGGAAGGAGGUUCAUUGACUAACCUGCUACAGAAAGCUGCAGUGAACAUCAUUGACCAGGCAGACUGUCAGCACUCAUAUGGAAAUGUGCUAACUCCUAACAUGAUGUGUGCUGGACACAUGGACGGAGGCAGAGACACCUGUUUGGGUGACUCCGGAGGGCCGCUGACUUGUCGUCAGCCCUCUGGCCAGUGGUUUAUUGCUGGAGUGACCAGCUGGGGACAUGGAUGCGGGCGAAUAGGUUUUCCGGGAGUUUACACUCGUGUUACAUCUGUAAGGAAAUGGAUAUCUACAUACUUGCCUUUCUGA